Messenger RNA from Triplophysa dalaica, 694 nucleotides. RefSeq names its product S100 calcium binding protein S (gene s100s). Gene Ontology annotation, molecular function: transition metal ion binding; calcium ion binding. Lineage: Eukaryota; Metazoa; Chordata; Actinopteri; Cypriniformes; Nemacheilidae. The transcript has 4 exons. Bases 97 to 474 code for a protein of 125 amino acids. The record is from RefSeq and is a predicted model, not a curated record.
GACUGUCUAUCACCAUCUCCAGCACUUCAUCUCAAACAAAGGAAGCUCUCCGAAGUCAUUCAGUAGCUUCCUGAACCUGAAGAGAGAAGAUCCAAGAUGCCACGGUCAAAGUGUGAUGUCAUGUCCAAAGAACCCAGCUCCAACUUGGAAAGCGCGAUGCAGAUGCUCAUCAAGACCUUUCAUAAGUAUUCUGGGAAGGAAGGAGACAAAUUCACGCUCAGUCGAGGAGAAUUGAGGGAACUGCUGACAGAGGAGCUGGGAAAUUAUCUAGGGAACGCCCAAGAUAAAGACGCGGUGGAACGUGUAAUGAAUGACCUAGAUGCCAACAACGAUGGCGAGGUGGACUUCACCGAGUUCAUCAUCCUCAUAGGCGCGCUGACUGUGGCCUGCAACGACUUCUUCCUGGACAGCCCGCCGCCCAAAAGUAAGGCCGACAGCAAUAGCGACGGAGCUGCAGAGGAAAAGAAAGAAUAACGGUGCUUACACAACAAGAGAGAAGUAUUAGUGCGUAGUAGUGCUGAGAACAGAGUGAGAUUCUAGCUUCCUUCAUUUCUUUCAUCGGGACUGACAAACCUAUAGUUCCUGAAGGAGAUUUGCUUUUUAUAAUUCAACACAGCUGUUCGUUACUUUCAAUGCAAAACUGUCAAACCCAAAGGCGAACACUUGGGGGGCUGAUGGAAAACACGCGGGGUAG